Frankliniella occidentalis (western flower thrips) is the source of this 1792-nucleotide messenger RNA. Its product is annotated as tenascin-like. The record is from RefSeq and is a predicted model, not a curated record. The transcript has 8 exons. NCBI's taxonomy places the organism in Eukaryota, Metazoa, Arthropoda, Insecta, Thysanoptera, Thripidae. The annotation marks the transcript as partial.
CUACGUCACGCCGGUAGUGGAGGUAAGCGCUCGGCCAAUCAGGAACCUUCAUGUUUUACCCGCUAUUCUUCUUCCUCCGUUAGUCGAAAUACACUAUUCCCAUCCACUUUUGACUACAGGGCACAAGACAAUUUAUCGGCGCUGGAGGCCCGCCUCGCGUCGCUGCCCGCGCUGGACUACCGCCUGGAGACGGUGGCGGCGCGUCUGGAGGACGUCGACAAGCGCCUGGAGCAGCUGACCAGGAACGUGGACGAGCUUCGCCUCGACGUGCGGCGCUCGGCGCACGAGCAGCCCGCCGUCGUGUCCCAGUUCGCCACGCGGGGAGCGCUGGCGUCGCUCAGAGUCGUGGAGAGGAAGUUGGACCGCCUGUCGAGGCAGCUCGUGGAGCAGCGCAGCGAGAGGGGGCAGCGCGGGGGAAGUCCCUCAGAGGACGCCCCAGGCACGCUGCUCAAGCUGGAUGGUGGCGGCCGGCUGCUCGUGCGCUGCCACACCGCCCCCGCCGCCCUGGACAUCCUCAAGGACGUCUCUGCCAAGGUGGACGUGCUUUUCGACCACAGCACGGUCUGUCGCGAGGAGGAGGCCGAGGUUGAGGCGGAGGCCGUGGGGGAGGCCGUGGAGGACGAGACGGACAACCAGGUCACCCGGCAGAGGCUGCGGCGUCGAGGCUGGGGCGCUAAAGGUCGAAAGCACGGCAACCAUACCGUUAAAGCCGUGUCACCCGAGGUAUCACCGUCGACAACCGUGGCCGGCAGCAUUGCAGAGAGAACCACAGCAUCACCCGUCGUCACAGCAAGGCCGACGCUGCCCUUUUUCUCCGACGAGACAGAGGACAGCAGCGCGUCACCGUCGGAGGUAACCGCAGAUUUGAACGCGGCAACGGUCACCGGGGAUGAGGUCGUCCCCGUCACCACGGACCCCACGCCGGAGAAUAGCCCGAUGGCGUGCAGGGACAAGCUGGUGCGGGCGCUGGGCGAGCUCACCCAAGUCGUGCAGGCACUGGGGAUACUGCCCGCCGUCCCUUCGACCGCGCCCGGACCGACGCCCGCGUCGAGGGGCUGUGAGGAUCUCGUCGACGAGCCUAGCGGAGAGUACGUGUUCGACGACCACCGGGUGUUCUGCGACAUGGACACGGAUGGAGGCGGUUGGACGGUGGUGCAGCGCCGCGGCGACUGGGGGGAGCCGCGGGAGAACUUCAGCCGUUCCUGGGCGGAGUACGCCGAGGGCUUCGGGAGCCCGUCAAAGGAGUUCUGGAUCGGCAACAAGUGGCUGCACAGGCUGACGGCGGCCCGCAACGUAUCGCUGCGCGUCGACCUGUGGGACUGGGAGGGCGAGAGGGCCGUGGCCGAGUACGGCGUGUUCCGGGUGGCCGCCGAGGACGACCUGUUCCGCCUGACGGUGGCCGACUACUCGGGGAACGCGACGGACGCCCUGGCCGCGCACGCGGACCGCCCCUUCAGCACCCGAGACGCCAACCACGACACAGCGCCGGCCUGCUGCCCCUGCGCGCCGGCCUACAGCGCCGGCUGGUGGUUCUAUAGCUGCUUUGAGGCGAACCUAAACGGCGAGUUCCACACGCACCCCGAGGAGAACGAGUACUACCGGGGCAUCAUCUGGGAGGGCUGGCGAGGCGACUACUCGCUCCGGGCCUCCUCCAUGAUGAUCAGGAGCCACUAGCUGCCGCUCCGUGGCACUUUAUAGUACUUGGACAGGAGCUCUCUAUGGAGUAGUACUGCUCCAUAGCGAAUAUGGGGGUGCACUGGAAAUAAAGAUGAAUCGGUAGCAAUAGGAAUAA